AUACGGUACAGCUUCUAACUUGUUUCACAUCSAUUCGAAUACACAAAAGAAAUUCACGACAAUCAUUAAAACGAACAAAUCUCGCUAGCUAAUCUAGAGUUACAGAAGAUAAAAAACGAUGAUUGGAGUUCCGUACAAGAUGGUCUGCUUCGUUGAAAUGUUUAUUGUCCUUUCUGCAUUCUGCUUCAACACUGGAUUGUCGUGGGAUAUGAAAAGGGCACGCAGCAGUGCUGCGGGGGCUGAUCGCGGUAUGGAGAGUUACAGACGCAAUCUUUCCUACAAGAAAGUAGAAGCUUUUCGAUGCGACGAAGACAACCAAGAAAUAAGUACCGCUAUCUACAACACAACAGAAGCACCAGAAGACGAAGACAAAAGUCUCCUCGACGCGGCGGCAAAUCUACUAGAUGAGACUCUGUUUUCUUCAAAAAAAAACUCCACAGAACCAGAACCACUCAAGACCCUCGGAGAAGUGGGCUACCCCAUUCGGAUUUGCUUCCGAGCCACGUCGAAAGCAGAAUCCAACGACGUGCACCUCCUCAAGGUCGACGACUUCACGUUUCUCAAGUACCGCACCCGCGGGGAUGUAUCAGCCGCCGGACCGAACCGCCAGAUUCCGAAGAUCAUCCGUCAGCGGGCGGUAGAUCAUGGGAUUCCCUUGUCCAGCCACUUGACAGAGGUGAUUUGCAACCCCGGAAGCGAUGUCUGCGCCGUGGAAACUACCUUAACUGGAUAUUUUUUUCUCACCGCGGGGACCAUUUACGGGAGAGGUACCGUCCUGAUGCAGCGUGGAAAAGACGAAUCGAGCGAACAGGACGACCCCCUGGGAACGCGUUCUCGUUCGCUCCAACACAUCGAUACCUUUGAAGACGUGUCUAUUGAACUCGACUUCAUCGGAAACAAUGGCCGCGGCAAAAUGCCACCAAAAUUUCGAAACACGAUCAUUCUCAUGGUGAUUAUUGUUAUCGUCUUCUUCCUUGCCUGCUACACAACGAUCUUCUGCGGUGGUCUCUACUGCUGCUGUAUUGACUUUUUCGCUGCGAAGAAAGAAAGUUACGAAGAGGAGUACAUUACUUAUCUCGACGAUUACGAAGACAUCGAAAAAGGAGUCCCCAGCCAAAUCGAAAUYGAAAUUGAGCACUGGAUGGGAAUGAAGACGGAAUCGGAAUUCGGAGCCGACAGAACAGAAAGUAUUCACAGUGAUGAGAUAUCCACAGACGACGAUUAUUUUUCAGAGACCGAAUCCCUAGAGGACAACAAUUACUGGGACGUUAUCAUCGCUGCAGAGGAAGAAAAAUAUAAAUCGAUGRCUGCGCGCGAACCAGAGAUCGACUACGACCAGGAAUACUGGAACGAAGUCGGAGACGAAUACGAGCAAGAAGACGACUUUGAAGACCUAUACGAACGUCAAGAUGGACACUAUGAUAUAAAUAAGGACGAUGAACAAGGCGAACACCAAGAUGGACACCAAGACGGACACCAAGACGAACACCAGGGUGAUAAACAGGGCGAACACGACGACGAAUACCAAGACGGACAUCACCAAUACCAACAACGUGAACAUAUAAGCUACUUCGGGGACAGCGACGAUGACAAUUGGAACAGUGGGGAUGAUCAGGAUGAGGAUCGCUCUGUCAUUAUUAUUGAGACAAAGGAACCCAGAGUGGAUCCAAAAGCCAAAAAGAUUUCUUCCUCCAAGAAGAAAUCGAAAAAGAAAUCAAAAUCAUCGACGUCCUUAAAAUCCACAAAAUCCGACGAUUGCGACUCCAAGGAUAGUGGUCUGUCGGCUGACGAUACCGACGUCCCCAAACCAAAAAGCAAGUCGUCGUCCUCUAAGAAAAAGUCAAAGUCGAAAUCGAAAUCAUCCAAAACAAAACCAUCGUUGGGCUCAAAAAAUUCAAGCAUGAUUACAAUAGAUAUAAAUGUGGAUGAAAAAUCUUUCAAGAAGAAAGCAGAAUCAAAGCCAUCCUCAAAAUCAAAAUCUUCUGCCACCAAGAAGAAAUCGAAAAAAAGCAAAUAGAUCACACAGGGUGGGGCAAGGGAAAUGCGUGAUAGAAAUGUGUUAAAACACUGUAUAAUAUUCAUUAAUCAUAUUUAGAAAUAAAAUUCAGAUACCGUA
Messenger RNA from Pseudo-nitzschia multistriata, 2116 nucleotides. The record is from the annotation of a GenBank genome assembly. NCBI's taxonomy places the organism in Eukaryota, Bacillariophyta, Bacillariophyceae, Bacillariales, Bacillariaceae.